Linum trigynum is the source of this 424-nucleotide messenger RNA. Lineage: Eukaryota; Viridiplantae; Streptophyta; Magnoliopsida; Malpighiales; Linaceae. The record is from the annotation of a GenBank genome assembly.
CCCUCGUUUCCAUAGUUUUGGCCGGAAAAGAUGCAGAUCUUCGUCAAGACGCUCGCCGGAAAGACAAUCACUCUUGAAGUGGAGAGCAGCGACACAAUCAACAGCGUGAAAUCCAAAAUUCAAGCCAAAGAGCACAUUCCCGGCCUUUCCCCUGACCAGCAGCGCCUGAUCUUCGCCGGGAAGGAGCUGGGAGACGGGAGGACUCUGGCCGAUUACAACAUCCAGAAGGAGUCGACGGUUCACCUGGUUCUGAGGCUCAGCGGCGGCGGCGGCCUUAUAAGUGGGUUUCCGGGGAGUGCUUAAAAUCUUCUAAUUGUUAUGGAGAUUGAUAGAUGGAGUUUAGAGGAAUUUUGUCGGAUCUUUUGCUAUUAGAUAAACAUUAGACGCCAUGUAAUUAAUGACUUAGUAAAGAGAUAUCAGGAUU